This is a messenger RNA of Arabis nemorensis, 435 nucleotides long. The record is from the annotation of a GenBank genome assembly. Lineage: Eukaryota; Viridiplantae; Streptophyta; Magnoliopsida; Brassicales; Brassicaceae.
AUGUCGAUCUUCGUUCGCCGUGCCAUGGGCUCGAUUCAAUCUGCCCGUAUCCCUUCUCAAGCCGCGCCUCUAUUUCUCAGCGCCGUGGAGAUUACUUCUUGUAUGAGCCCGCCCAGGAGGCUAAGAAAAUGCAAUUGCAAAGAGGAGGAGGAACCUCCUGUGCUUGCUUCGAUAAUCGGUUGGGGUGUGUUUUUCUAUUGCGGUUACAAACUCUUCAGAGGAGACAAAGAAGAGGAGGUCUCUCUAUGGAACUGGAGCUCUGUUUUUGCGUUCAUGUUUCAAUCAAUCAAACUAGAUUCUUCUCAUAUCCUCUUCACCUUGUCACUAUUUGGGUACUGUGUUCAAAUAAGAGCUCACGCUUUUAGGGUCUUUUUCCCUUGUCCCAUCUCUCCUAAAUCACAGACCCUAGUAGCUGUGCCAUUGACAACUUCCUAG